AUGUCACGUGACAAUGACGUCACUGACAACUUCACCCCAGCCGUCGAAGCUGUCGUAAGGGACCCAAACACCAUUCCAGACGGCAUCUUAGAGCCGGAGGGCGGGGAGCCAGACUUCGCCACCCUGACAGUCGACGACUGGCGGAGGUUACAGCAGCAAGACCCUCACAUAGCCGCUGUCUGCCAAGCGCUCAAAGAAGGAACCGACCUGACAGUGACGGGGCCAGAGACCAGGAUAUACGCCAGGGAGAGGAAGAGCCUGAUGCUAGAACAUGGUGUGCUCUACCGGCGUGUGUCUGACGCCACAUCAACCCGGGUGCAGCUGGUGGUACCCCGCUCCAUGCGACAGGAGGCGAUGAGAGGUGUGCACGACGAGCUCUACCACACCCACUUUGACGAUGCCAUACGACACGCACGAAUGCGUUUUUUCUGGCCGUUCAUGGCGGCUGAUCUCAAGAGGAAAAUCCAGAGCUGCGAACACAGGACGCACGCGCAGAAAGCGCCCAUGUCAACCAUUGUGACAUCACACCCACUGGAACUGCUGACCAUAGAUUUUCUCACCAUCGAGGUCAAAGGUGAAAAGCAGAACAUACUGGUCAUUAUGGACCAUUUUACGAAGUUCGUGCAAACAAUACUGACGAGAGAUCAAACAGCACGAACGACAGCCAGGGCUCUGUGGAACGACUUCUUCAUGACUUAUGGAUUCCCCGGCAGAAUUCUGUCUGAUCAAGGUCGGGAUUUUGAGUCAAAACUCAUCCAAGAACUGUGCAGCCUGGCCGGAAUCCAGAAAUGCAGGACCACGCCCUAA
Molecule: messenger RNA, 807 nt
Organism: Pomacea canaliculata
Lineage: Eukaryota; Metazoa; Mollusca; Gastropoda; Architaenioglossa; Ampullariidae
Exons: 1
Coding region: 1-807 (268 amino acids)
Biological process (GO): DNA integration
Molecular function (GO): nucleic acid binding
Source: RefSeq, a predicted model, not a curated record